Molecule: messenger RNA, 1655 nt
Organism: Malurus melanocephalus (red-backed fairy wren)
Lineage: Eukaryota; Metazoa; Chordata; Aves; Passeriformes; Maluridae
Product: adenosine kinase-like
Exons: 6
Coding region: 1-609 (202 amino acids)
Biological process (GO): purine ribonucleoside salvage
Cellular component (GO): nucleus; cytosol
Molecular function (GO): adenosine kinase activity
Source: RefSeq, a predicted model, not a curated record
AUGGGGCUGGUGUUCUGCACCUUAAAUUACAAUCAGAUGUAUUUUGGUUCAGAUGAAGUUUUCAGCCUGCAAUUGGGAUUCUUCCUGACAGUGUCACCAGAAGCAGUAUUAAAAGUGGCUGCUCAGGCUUCUGCCAGCAACAAGAUCUUCAGCUUGAAUCUUUCUGCACCAUUUAUAAGCCAAUUCUACAARGAGCCUAUGAUGAAAGUCAUGCCUUACGUGGAUGUUCUUUUCGGAAACGAAACGGAAGCUGCCACUUUUGCUAGAGAGCAAGGCUUUGAGACUGAAGACAUUAAAGAGAUAGCCCGGAAGACACAAGCCCUGCCGAAGGUGAACACUAAAAGGCAGCGAAUCGUAGUCUUUACCCAGGGCAAAGAGGACACUAUAUUGGCUACAGAAAAUGAAGUGACUACUUUUCCUGUGUUGGUGAGUGAUCAGAGUGAAAUUGUGGAUACCAAUGGAGCUGGAGAUGCAUUUGUUGGAGGCUUUCUGUCCCAGCUCGUCUAUGACCGGCCGGUGACCGAGUGCAUCCGGGCUGGACAUUACGCGGCCAGCGUAAUUAUCAAGCGUUCAGGGUGCACCUUCCCAGAGAAGCCUGACUUCCACUGAUAGUGGUGAAUUGGAGGGAUCAAGAGUAACUUCUGUGUUGCCAUGGGAUUGCUGCCUAAAUUUUUCCUCCUUCCCUUUCCUUACCUUUCCAGUACCUGCAUCAACGCUUCUGUACUUCUGUUCAUUGUAUUCUAAACAAAAUAUAUAUUUCUAUGGUGUUUUCCAUUUCAUACAUCUACAUGUCUMAGUAGUCUUAACUUUUGAAAACAGUGCAGAGUGAAGCUUAUUAUCUCAUCCAUCAGGAAAUUCUAUUUACACAGUUUCCAAGGAAGUCCCAUUUAAAUUACACUGCUGAUUAACACCAUUAAAAUACUUCUGUUGAAUUGCCUAGUUUGUAUCCAGCUGUGGCCAAAUCCUAUUCAACUUACAUGGAAUCAACAGUGCUGGCUUUAUUUGUCACUUAACCUUAUAAACAGGGAAUUGUUCUUUCCAUCUAGUAGAGUCAGACCUGUGUAAAAAGUGGUGUAAGUGUCCCAGGAAUUUCCAUACAUAUUGGAGUGUACAAGAUCUGGCCAUCAGAUCCAGCCCAGCUUCYAUGAAAGUACAUCACUGUUUUGUCAGUAAUUUAAAGACCUGAUCCACAGUUCAUAUUGUGCAUUCAGUCAUCCUGCACUGAUGGCAGUAGCUUUGGGUCUGGCCACUUUUAUCCAUCAGUACAUCUCUAGGUCUAUAGGUACAGUCACUUUUAUCUGUCAGGUGAGCUAGCAGAUAGGUACUUUCAGUGAUUUCAGGGCAGAUGCAUGAGUUGAUGAUGAGUAUAAACAUACAGAUAGGUCCUAUCUCCUCCAUGUGAGCUUUCUAGAGGCUGCAUUAAGGUACACAUAAUGAAAAUGAGGUACAGAAAUAUUUAUGCAGGAUAUAUUGUCAGGAUAUGCCAAAUGGAAUCUCUGAAACGCACAUUUUUAAACUUUUAAUUUACUUUGGAUAAUUUAGCAAUAUGGUGGAUUUUGUUUGUAUUUACAGUAUUCRAAAAGGUGAUCUUACACUGCAUUCAUUACUUUGCUAUGUAAUUUGAUACUGAUAAAUAAAAAAUUGUCAUACAGUAA